This is a messenger RNA of Ipomoea nil (Japanese morning glory), 1086 nucleotides long. RefSeq lists its product as uncharacterized. The coding region runs from base 1 to 1086 and encodes 361 amino acids. Lineage: Eukaryota; Viridiplantae; Streptophyta; Magnoliopsida; Solanales; Convolvulaceae. The record is from RefSeq and is a predicted model, not a curated record. The transcript has a single exon.
AUGGUGACAAAGUUCUUUGAUACACAUGACUGCACAGUACAAUACAACCAAGGAGGGGCAGACAGAAUGUGCAACAACGCACUAAUUAGCGAUUUGAUUUUCCAAAAGAUCGCUGCUGACCCACAAUACAAAAUCAAACACAUCCAAGUUGAUGUGAGUCAACAUUACAGUGUGGACAUUUCGUACAGGAAUGCAUGGUACGCCCGACAAAAAUGCAUUGAAAUGCAGUACGGGAAUUUCCAACAAUCCUACAAUGAUCUCCCACAAUUCUUGUGUAACUUGCAAGUGUCCAACCCGGGAACGAUUGUCGAGAUGGAGUGUAUUCCUUCCGAACUACGUGGUUCUGAAUACAUGCAUUUCAAGUAUGCAUUCUGGGCUUUCAAGCCGGCAAUUGAUGGAUUCCGCUCCUGCGUCCCAGUUAUAUGUAUUGAUGGUACACAUUUGUACAACCGGUACAAAGGGCAUCUCCUUCUAGCAUGCGGAUACACUGCAAACAAAGAAAUAUAUCCACUGGCUUAUUCAAUAGUGGACUCAGAAAAUAAUGCUAGCUGGACUUGGUUUAUACGACUACUCGCUGAACAUGUCUUCCCCGAUUACGACUCAAUGUGCAUCGUUUCGGAUAGACAUGCUGGAAUUGAUGCGGCGUUUAAGAACGUCAAACAAUUGCAUGGCCGAGUGAAACGUAGGUAUUGCCUUAGACACCUGCGGAGCAAUGUCCUGACAAAGGUCAGUAGAAAUCGGUGGUUACGUAGAUUGAUUUGGGAAGCUGGUACUGUUGUUACAACAAAUCAAUUCAAUGAAAACAUGCAGACCAUCCAACAAAACUGGCCCAAUGCAUACAACUAUCUGGCAGAACUCGAUGAAGAGGCAUGGACAUUAUGUCACGAUGGGGGUUAUCGGUACGGCAUUAUGACAACCAAUCUAUCUGAGUCAUUUAAUAACUCGAUUAAGAGUUGUCGAAUGUUGCCUAUCACGAAAAUCGCACGAAUAACUUUUCACAAGUUACGAACAAUGUUUGUCGAUAGGCGUACUGCGGGGGAGAUGAUGCAUCAGCAGCAAAAUGCUUUUCACGCCAAAGAUUCAUGA